ACAGCGUAGAAGAAGAGCGCUGUGACGUCAGGAGGAGGCUCAGGACAAGAUGGCGGACUCCGUGAGUUUGUUUGGAGGAAGAGUUCCUGCAGAAGUGGAGCAGCUGGCCAAGCAUCUAAAGAGUCUGGACAGAGACACGUUCACACAGAUGCUGAGCGCCGUGCUGAAGGCCGUGGACGGUCUGGACUGCUGUGAGACUGUGAGACUGAUCUCAGAGAGCAGCGUGAUCUCAGAAGACAGCUUUAACCACGCCGUGGCUGGGCUGUAUGCUCUUCUCAAAGAAGCUCUGUGUCUGCCGUCUCUAAGACAAGAGGUUUUUAACGAGGAUCUGCGAGCGCUUCGGGUCCCUGAGGAAUUCAUUGCAGACAUGUCCAGUGCUGUGUUUGGAAACAGACAAACCUCUGUGAAUAUCAGCGGCACACAUCAAGGCCCGACCCUGCCGAAGAUCCAGGACUUUAAAUGGAGAGUCGAUGUUGCCAUUUCCACAAGCUCGCUGUCUCGAGCUUUGCAGCCCUCUAUUCUCAUGCAGAUGAAACUGUCUGAUGGUCAAGUGCAUCAAUUUGAGGUUCCAGUUGGCAAGUUCCAGGAACUUCGUUACAAUGUUUCGCUAAUUCUAAAGGAAAUGAAUGAUAUAGAGAAGAGGAGUAUUCUCAAAAUACAAGACUGAAGAGAUCAUAUUAUCAUAUUCUGUUGUAAGACAAUAUAUCAGAUUUUUUUUAUUUGGAUUAUAAUUUUCUAAUAUUUGGUAUUAAUUGCACUGAAUUCAUUAUUAACCGUUUGUUUCUGUUGUACUUGGUCUGCCAAGCUGAAGUCUUGUCAACACAUUUUUGUUGUAAAAAAUAAAUGUCUGUUGCCUUUUUUUUCUGAA
Molecule: messenger RNA, 868 nt
Organism: Puntigrus tetrazona (Sumatra barb)
Lineage: Eukaryota; Metazoa; Chordata; Actinopteri; Cypriniformes; Cyprinidae
Product: COMM domain-containing protein 5-like
Exons: 7
Coding region: 50-667 (205 amino acids)
Cellular component (GO): nucleus
Source: RefSeq, a predicted model, not a curated record